AUUUGAUAAAAAUUAAAUCCUUUUAUUUAAAAAAUGUCCUAAAAGUUCAAGGUUAGAAAGCUUAGAGAAUAAAAGCCUGAAGAUCUCCUCAAAGAUUUAGAAAAGUUAAAGGGUGAAUUGAUUUAAUUGAGAACAGUCAAAGUAUCAGCUGGUAAUGCCUAAAAACUUGGCAGAAUUGGAGUAACAAAAUAUUUGAAUAAAAAAGCUUGUUAGAAAGCGAAUUGCCAAAUAUUUGACAGUCAUCAAUGAAUAAAGAAGAAAUUCAGUCAAAACUGCUACCAAAUCAAGUGGCAAACUUCCAGUCGAUCUUAGAGGCAAAAAAACUAGAGCAAUUAGAUAAAGACUUACAAGAAGCGAAAGAGGUAUUAUUUCUUAAAUAUUUUAAAGCUUAAAAAACUUAGAGAUAAUGGAAAAGACUCAACAAUUUCCCAUUAAGAAAGUUUGCUUUGAAGGAAUGAUUCAAUUAUAUUAUAAUCAGUACAAUAUUGACAAGGCAAU
Messenger RNA from Paramecium sonneborni, 498 nucleotides. The record is from the annotation of a GenBank genome assembly. NCBI's taxonomy places the organism in Eukaryota, Ciliophora, Oligohymenophorea, Peniculida, Parameciidae.